AUGGAAGGCUGGGUCAAUGAGCCAGGUCUCAGCAAGUCCUUCAAACAGCAUGCUAUGCAAAAAAUGUUAGCACUAUCUUCCGACGGUGCAGCUGUCAUGAGCGGUCAUGUUCAGGGAGUGUUUGCCAAACUAAAAGACAUAAUUGCUGAGGAGACCAAAGAUGAUCUUUAUCCUAGAAACAAUCUCAUAAUCUCAGUUUGUAUGGCCCACAAAUUGAAUCUGGCUGUGAAAGCCCAGAAAGGUCCACUAUUCAAACUUGCACAAGCCAUUGUCAUGGACUUGUACCAUCUCUUUGGAUCUACUGUGAGAACAACCGGCAGAAGCGUGUACAAGAAAGCUGCGCAAAAAAUGUGCUUCCCAGAUUUGCAGAUGAGCGCUCUUUUCACAGUGAGAUGGUCGGCUAGUUUUGCCAAUUCACUCUCCAAUAUACUUCGCGUUUACCCUGUGCUUCUGGAGGCACUGGCGGAUAUACGAGAUAACAAACGUCUUAGCAACAGCCUCAUAAAAAGAGCUACUUCGACAUUUCAUGUGCUUUCGGAUGCGAGGACAUACAUAGCUCUACAUCACGUCAACACUACUAUGCAUGGGCUUUCUGUAUUGUCGCAGUAUAUGCAGCGCGAAGAAGGGCUACUUAUUGACAAUCUACAAAAAUGGAGAGCUCUUGUCUACAGCAUAGCAAAACGUGAUUUCCUAGAAAAAACGACAAGAAACUUACUUGAGCGAGGAACCAUCAAGGGCUAUGUUAAUGACAAAAUAGAACGUAUCGAUACGGACUUCCUCAACAAUUAUCCUAACAAAGAUGACAGACGCCUUUUAGCGUACAAUCCUCGUGCGUUCGCAGAUUUUUCACUCGACCGCUGCUCAGAAGGCGAUGACGAAGAGCGACAACGACUUCUGGACUGGCAUUUAUUCAGAGACUUCACUCGCACCACAUCCUACGAAGAAAGCCCACCGGAUCUAGACGAUCCCGAACUCACCUUUAGCCUUGAGGAUGCUCCAGAAAGUAGUGAAGGUGACUUAAGGCACUAUAGUUUAGCAAAACGAUAUGAAGAUUUCGACUGGAACAAUGCUGUAUAUUCUUCCAUUACACGUUUCUACGACGAAAUGAAGCGAGCAUUAGAUGUCCAGCUCGUAAAUAAGCCUCAUGAGUUCAAUAGUAUUGGUCUACUAGCAUUGGAUAAGCACAUUAUACUAGAUGUGAUUGAAUUCAACGGAGAUUUCGAAAACGGAUUUGUUGACUAUGUACCGACAAAUGCAAACUUCUUUAAUAGAGGAUGCCCCAGCUAUUUCAUUAUGGAAGGCGACAUACUUGAUCCAAAUCUUCGUCAACAGCAAAUUUUGGAUUCCAUUGAAGUACUUAGUCAGUUCUGUAACAUCCCUGACCUCAAGGAUAGCAUGAUUCGCUUCUAUAAUACUAUACCUGCGUCAGUGCACAGGUUUGCAAAGUGGAAAUCAAACUUCAGAGAACAUUCAGAUAGUUUGUCGUUUUAUCGAACGCUGUUACAGUACAGUAAGGAUCUGGAUGUCCCGGAUGACGUCCAGCAGGCCAUAAAAUGCGUUCUCAUCCUCCCAGCAAGCAACGCCGACCCCGAGCGCAGUUUCUCUGCUGCUAACAGGCUCUCUAGAGAGGAAAGGAGUAACAUAAAGACGGAAUCUCUAGACAACAUCAUGACGGUGCAGCGUAAUGGGCCUAGCAUCCUAACAGUCAAACUUCAACAGUUAGCACUCCAAUGGAUGCAUCCUGCAACGGGACUUGGGCUGGAUCCGGGUAUGCCAUCGAAUCUAGCUAGAGAAGGCAGCCUCAUGAAAGCAGUAAAAGAAAACAUUGCAAAAGGAGAUGCAUAUGAGUUGGCCAAGCUCCAUGUAAGGCGCCACAUGGUGGUCCACGGUCUAAAUGCACGAAAGGACACGGAGGAAAUCAAAAACCGGCUUUUGCAAGAAGAACUUGCUAAGAUGAACAUUUUUUCAAUCGGAUCUUCUCAGAAAACAGACUGA
Messenger RNA from Cylicocyclus nassatus, 1995 nucleotides. NCBI's taxonomy places the organism in Eukaryota, Metazoa, Nematoda, Chromadorea, Rhabditida, Strongylidae. The record is from the annotation of a GenBank genome assembly.